CACAGAUAGGCCAGAAUGAAUAAACAAGGUCUAUCAAUAGCCUUCGUAGUCUUGUUAUUGUACACGGCGGCGGUGGCCGGAGAACAGUGCGGCCGACAAGCCGGUGGCCGGACUUGCCCCGACAACCUAUGUUGCAGCCAAUACGGUUACUGUGGUGAUACGGAGGAUUACUGUUCGCCGGAAAAGAAUUGCCAGAGCAACUGUUGGGGCGGCGGCGGUGGUGGUGGUGGCGGUGGGGGAGGAGAGAGCGCGUCAAACAUACGCGCCACCUACCAUUACUACAACCCUGAGCAGCACAAUUGGGACUUGAGAGCGGUGAGCGCUUAUUGCUCCACGUGGGAUGCGAAAAAGCCGUACACGUGGCGUAGCAAAUACGGCUGGACCGCCUUAUGUGGACCUGUCGGACCUCGUGGUCAGGCCUCUUGUGGCAAGUGCUUAAGGAUAACGAAUACGAGGACGAGGGCUCAAGUAACGGCGAGAAUAGUGGACCAAUGCGGCAACGGAGGGUUAGAUAUGGACGUCGGGGUGUUCAAUAGAUUGGACACGGAUGGAGUUGGCUACCAACAGGGCCAUCUUAUCGUUGACUACCAAUUCGUUGACUGCGGCAACGAGCUCUUGGAGUCCAAUUCCCAAAAUACCCUUCCCUCCUUCCUUGACGGUGUUUGAUGGGUUCAUAUUUCCAAGGUCUCCGAUGAAAAAAUGAAUUCCCGUGUACUCACGUAUGGACCGCUCUCGUUAUGUGCACGUGGAAUAUACCCUGUGCGAUAUUAAUAAUGAUAAUAAUUUCA
Molecule: messenger RNA, 788 nt
Organism: Tarenaya hassleriana
Lineage: Eukaryota; Viridiplantae; Streptophyta; Magnoliopsida; Brassicales; Cleomaceae
Product: hevein-like preproprotein
Exons: 2
Coding region: 16-666 (216 amino acids)
Biological process (GO): defense response to bacterium; defense response to fungus
Molecular function (GO): chitin binding; RNA nuclease activity
Source: RefSeq, a predicted model, not a curated record